This is a messenger RNA of Hibiscus syriacus, 1678 nucleotides long. Its product is annotated as receptor-like cytoplasmic kinase 176. The transcript has 7 exons. Bases 171 to 1328 code for a protein of 385 amino acids. NCBI's taxonomy places the organism in Eukaryota, Viridiplantae, Streptophyta, Magnoliopsida, Malvales, Malvaceae. Gene Ontology annotation, biological process: protein phosphorylation. Gene Ontology annotation, molecular function: protein kinase activity; ATP binding. The record is from RefSeq and is a predicted model, not a curated record.
GAAACCCAUCUUUGAAAAACUGAACCAAAAAGGGAUAAUCUUUAUCGAUUUCUUUUCUCUUUUCUGGUGGUUGUGUUUCUUUUUGGGAAUAUUUGGCCUUUGUAAGAGAAAACAAAGGGGGGAGGGGGAAAUUUUGAGAGAAAUAAAGAUCUGAGUUUUAUUCUGGUUUGAUGGGAGCUUGCUUGAGCCAUCGCAUCAAGUCUGUCAGUCCUAGCACAGGUAUUUCGAGUAAUGCCAGCAGAAAUGGAAACAAUUUAAGUUGUUCAAGCAGCAAGGAGUCUUCAGCUUCUAUUCCACAAACUCCCCGGAGUGAAGUUGAGAUUUUACAGUCUUUCAAUUUAAAGACCUUCACUUUCAGUGAGCUCAGGACGGCCACCAGAAACUUCAGGCCAGACAGUGUCCUAGGAGAAGGCGGAUUCGGUUCCGUCUUCAAAGGAUGGAUCGAUGAACAUUCACUCAAACCUACCAAGCCUGGUACUGGCAUAAUCAUUGCUGUUAAAAGGCUCAACCAAGAAGGAUUUCAGGGUCACAAAGAAUGGCUGGCUGAAAUCAACUAUCUUGGACAACUGCAUCACCCUAAUCUUGUGAAGUUGAUUGGUUACUGCUUAGAGGACGAGCACCGGCUUCUGGCAUACGAGUUCAUGGUUCGGGGUAGCAUGGAGAAUCAUUUAUUUAGGAGGGGGUCGCAUGUUCCGCCACUUUCUUGGCGCAUCCGGAUGAAGAUUGCGCUCGGUGCUGCCAAAGGACUCGCUUUCCUUCACAAUGCCAAAACACAAGUCAUAUAUCGCGACUUUAAAACUUCGAAUAUCUUGCUAGAUUCAAAUUACAAUGCAAAACUCUCCGAUUUCGGGUUAGCUAGGGACGGACCAACUGGUGACAAAAGCCAUGUUUCCACUAGGGUCAUGGGAACCUAUGGAUAUGCUGCUCCAGAGUAUCUAGCCACAGGUCAUUUGACUGCCAAGAGUGACAUAUACAGCUUUGGAGUUGUUCUACUAGAAAUGUUAUCGGGUCGACCAGCUAUAGACAAUAACAGGCCAUCUGGAGAGCACAAUCUGGUGGAUUGGGCGAAACCUUACAUGAUCAACAAACGGAGGAUAUUCCGUGUAAUAGACACUCGUCUCCAAGGUCAGUAUUCACUGAAUCGGGCGCAAGAAGUCGCUAACCUUGCGCUCCAGUGCUUGGCUGUAGAACCCAAGUGCAGGCCAAGCAUGGAUGAAGUUGUAACGUCACUCGAGAAGCUUCAGGAGCGGCGUGAGAUGCCAAAAAGAAACCAGAAAGAGCGCCGCAGAAAUGGUCACAACCACCCCAGUGGUAAACCAACCUCUUAACCGAAGCCUUCUGCUUCACCACUUUCUGUUUAGAUGAAACCUUUUGAAUUGUUUCUGGGAUUUAGGCAGGAAACAACAACAGAGUUGUGCACAGUUCUUUCGGGUUAAACUUUUUAAAUUUAGCUCUGAAAUUCAUCAAGCUCGGGUUUAAGAGCAUGCAUGAAUUUGGUCUGGGAUUUGCUAUGUAUCAUACCAUCAUGAGUGAAAAAAAAAUGAAGGAUACAUGUUUAUGUUUUGUAUGAAAAUGAUAUUGUGCUUAGCAUAUGGUCUUUGUAUGCCAAUGUAACUAAAGCUCAUUUGAAAGUGUCAGAAUCUUCAGUUUGUUGUAGUCCAUAUGAUAUUUUGAGAUG